AUGAAGUUAGCAGUUAUAGUAAUAAUUGGUUUUUGUGGCUUUGCUUUAACUCCGGCCCAAAUAUACACCCAAGUAGGACCUCCUGGUCCACCAGGACCACCAGGCCCUAGCGGCUUGCCUGGCCCAAAAGGUGAAAUGGGUGAUAGAGGACCAGAGGGUAGACAGGGAAAUCCAGGUUCUCGGGGUCCUACUGGUAGACGUGGUAAAACUGGUCCUCCUGGUCUCAUAGGUCCUCCUGGUACUCCAGGCAUAAGAGGUCCUCGCGGUUAUGAUGGUGAACGUGGUCCUGAAGGCCCAGCUGGUCCUAUGGGUCCCAUUGGUCCCGCAGGUCCGCCUGGACCAGCUGCACCACCUGCUGCCCCAGCGCCUACAGCUCCUACUGCUCCAGCCCCAGCUCCCGCUCCGGCACCUGCCCCCGCACCUGCCCCAGCACCCGCUCCUGCUGGUAGAAUUGGCAUAGAUGACUUCCGCAGACGCAAUCGUUUUCGUCUACGUGAUAAUGCUGCAGACGACGAUGACGAUUAUGAACAUUAUAAUCGUCGACCAAUAUAUGAUUUGUAA
Molecule: messenger RNA, 561 nt
Organism: Lucilia cuprina (Australian sheep blowfly)
Lineage: Eukaryota; Metazoa; Arthropoda; Insecta; Diptera; Calliphoridae
Product: collagen alpha-1(II) chain-like
Exons: 2
Coding region: 1-561 (186 amino acids)
Source: RefSeq, a predicted model, not a curated record